Molecule: messenger RNA, 1101 nt
Organism: Paramacrobiotus metropolitanus
Lineage: Eukaryota; Metazoa; Tardigrada; Eutardigrada; Parachela; Macrobiotidae
Exons: 4
Coding region: 297-953 (218 amino acids)
Source: RefSeq, a predicted model, not a curated record
CUUAUGGUGAGUGGAUCGAUUAAUAAUAUCAUUUAUUAGUCCACUAUUUUUAUAACGAUAAAUUACAAAGACUUAAUAGAAAUUGCAGAAUUAUGAUAUACUUAUAUAUAUCUACAAGUUAAUUUAUAACAAGUUGUAUGCUAAAGCUAAAGCAGUACUCCUGUAAUACGUUUGUCUCGGAGCUCUCUUGUGUUUACUCUCGAUAUGGAGCGGAUAAGUUAAAGUACUUUAUUUUUUUGAGCGUCUGUUCCCUUGUGUUAUGGUUAUGACUGCUUUCAUACGCUCGAAGAAGCAAAAUGCCCAAACCUCUUUCCCAAGAUGCGGUGGAUAUCAUCCGGUAUAUGGCGGAGGAGAAUAAGCUGGACUGUGCUACCAUUGCUGCGUUGAUUGGAAAACAGCGUUCGUUCAUCCAAAGGAUUCUCAAGCGCGUCGAUCCUCUCACCGGAGAACUCACUGUCGCAAAGGCAGGACGGCACCAGAAAACGUCGGAAUCAGAAAAUGAUCGAAUCCGUCAAAUGGCGCUUCAAAAUCCAUACAUCGGUUGCGAAGCCUUGACAUCCAUGUACAAUGAAUUAGUUGCUCCCCCUGACAGAAGAAUUUCGAAAUCCAGCAUCCACAGGCGAUUGAAGAGUGUUGGCAUUAAGGUUGUUAAAAUAUCGGCCGCUGAUCCAGAAUUACACAAAUUCAAACAGUUCCCUAAUUCAAAACAUAUUUGGAAAUUCGAAACAAUAAACAAGAAAAACCGAGCAAGCAGACGGCAGCCCGAAGUGGAGCAAAUCGAAAUGGAUACGGUUGAAUCGAUUUCCAUAGAGUUUCCUCAACUGGUUUAUCCGACCUUUGCUCUACCGAUGCCGACAUCCAUUGUGCCUCCGGAAAUAGCAGAAUGCCAAGAUACAGACAAUAUUGAGAUUUUUGUGUAUCCACCAGGGCGCCCAGCGAUACAGCUGCAAUGAGACUUGUACAUGUUUUCGCUAUUCAUAUUGCAGUUUAUUGACAGACGUACAGACUGUAUGAUUUCCUUUUGUUUCACAAAGUCGGGUUUCAAAAAUGCACAACAAAACGGGGAGUGUUGCACAACAGUGAGAUCAAAUAAACAAUACC